GGGCAGCUGGAUCUUGCUUUCCCCACUGACAAUAUAUAUACAAAAUAUUUUCCUUUCUUCCGUUUACUGUUGCUGUUUAUUGUUUCUUCCCUAAUUGUUUGCUACUACCAAUAUGUCUUCCACUGGUGUCGAAAUAACCUAUCCACCUAACCACGGCGGUGAGAAAAUCCCUUCAUCCAGACAACCUAUAAAUGAGGGUUAUUUGAAAGAGAAGCAUGAGGAAGAAGUUCUUGGCUCCUUCUCUCCACCAUAUCACGAUGAUACAAUAUCCGUCAACCAGACACAUGAUUCUACGCAUCGUCAAUUGAGACCGAGACAUAUUCAACUGAUUGGUAUUGGCGGGACCAUUGGAACUGCUCUUUAUGUUCAGAUUGGUCGUGGAUUGAUACAUGGAGGACCAGGAAGUUUGUUCUUAGCCUUUACUAUUUGGUGCGUACAACUUUUCCAUUACUAUUGAUGAAUGUGGAGAUAUGGGAUGAGUCUCUUACACAGCGGAAUGAUAGGUGUACCUUCAUUUUGGCGAUUACAAAUGUAAGUAGACCUGGUCGUCAUACUUGAUUUCUCUAAUUUUCCCUCUACAGUGCAUGGCAGAGAUGGUAACUUACCUACCAAUUUCAUCACCCUUUAUACGAUUCGCUGGUAGAUACGUCGAUGAAGCAUUCGGAGUUGCUGCGGGAUACAACUUCUUCAUAUUCGAAGCUGCCCUUGUUCCAUUCGAAAUAGUAGCUUGUAACGUGAUCAUUCAUUAUUAGAGUGAUGUCGUUCCUGCAGGUGGUAUUAUUGCUAUCGUAAUAGUUCUUUAUGGGUAUGUCGACCUGAAAUCUACUAAUUUUCUCACAUUAUUAAUUUUUCAGCUUCAUCAAUGUCUUUGCGGUUAGAUGGUAUGGAGAAUCAGAGUUUUAUCUCGCCAUGGGAAAAGUUCUGUUGAUUGUUGGACUCAUAGUAUUUACUUUCAUCACUAUGAUUGGUGGGAAUCGUCUUCAUGAUCGAUUCGGCUUUCGAUUUUGGUCAGACCCAGGAGCAUUCGCAGAAUUUUAUAAAACAGGAUCUCUUGGUCGCUUCCUGGGGUUUCUAAAUUGUCUCAUUCAAGCCUCAUUUACUAUAGCUGGGCCAGACUAUGUCUCAAUGGCAGCAGGUGAAGCUCAAAAUCCUAGAGUUGUAAUGCCUAAAGCAUUCAAUGGUGUUUUCUAUCGUCUUUCAGCAUUUUUCGUGUUAGGAAGUUUGGCUGUGGGUAUCUUGGUUCCUUAUGAUGACCAAGAACUCAAAGAUGCCUUUACAAACGGUCUUCCUGGAGCCGCAGCUAGCCCUUAUGUAGUCGCUAUGAAUCGACUUCGGAUCAGGAUCCUUCCCGAUAUUGUUAAUGCUAUGGUUCUGGGAGCAGCUUUUUCAGCAGGGAAUUCUUACGUUUAUUGUGCAUCUAGAUCACUUUUUGGUCUUGCUCUUGAAGGAAAGGCUCCCAAAUUUCUUACGAAAUGCACGAAGCAAGGAGUUCCAAUUUACUGUGUUGGAGUUACGUUGGCUAUUGCAUUGUUGAGCUUUUUGCAAGUAUCAAAUAAUGCAGCGGUUGUACUCCAAUGGUUUGUUAAUUUGGUUACUGCAAGUCAAUUGAUUAAUUUCAGCGUGAUGGCCUAUACUUUUAUUUGUGUAAGUUCACCUGAUGAAGUCCUGGAUCGACCAUGGCUGAUUUGAUAAUGUAGUGGAAAAGAGCAUGCGAUGUGCAAGGACUCGAUAGAGAUACUUUACCUCAUAAAAGUUUCUGGCAGCCAUUUAGUGCAUACUAUGCAUUAACUGGAUGUUUUGUUAUGGCCUUUGUUGGCGGAUAUCCUGUUUUCCUUCCUGGUGUGUGAACUAUUUUUUCUACCUCCUAAUAUCACUCUAGUCACUCCCACUGCACUAGAAUUCUCCUUGUUACCUUUCGAUUCGAGCUCACUGACCUUCAUGAUAGGCUCCUGGGAUAUUCCAACUUUUCUCUUUUCUUAUGCAAUGAUUGGUGUUUUUCCAAUCAUCUUCAUCGGGUGGAAAGUGGUCAAGAAAACAAAAUGGUUAAAACCACAUGAGGUGAUUUUAAGAACACAAGAGGUGGAAGAAAUUGAAGAGUAUACGAGGAAUUAUCUUGAGAGACCUCCUAAAACAAGAUGGCAUGGUUAUGUGGAUAAAAUCUUUGAUUAGUGGUGGAAGAGAGAGUGCAGAUAGAUUUAGAGAAAAAUGAUCAGCAAUUUUCUCGAUCGUUACUAUGAAAUGAUUAUGACACCAACUUGACA
This is a messenger RNA of Sclerotinia trifoliorum, 2261 nucleotides long. The record is from the annotation of a GenBank genome assembly. NCBI's taxonomy places the organism in Eukaryota, Fungi, Ascomycota, Leotiomycetes, Helotiales, Sclerotiniaceae.